Molecule: messenger RNA, 2554 nt
Organism: Peromyscus eremicus (cactus mouse)
Lineage: Eukaryota; Metazoa; Chordata; Mammalia; Rodentia; Cricetidae
Gene: Mthfr
Product: methylenetetrahydrofolate reductase
Exons: 12
Coding region: 342-2270 (642 amino acids)
Biological process (GO): tetrahydrofolate interconversion
Cellular component (GO): cytosol
Molecular function (GO): methylenetetrahydrofolate reductase [NAD(P)H] activity; FAD binding
Source: RefSeq, a predicted model, not a curated record
CCUAGGCCAACCCCCCUCCCACCCAGGAUCUGCGCCACACGUGACUGGCCCCGGGAGGGUCACGUGGCCCUCUCGAGCUUUGGGACAGGAGACAGGGAGUGGCUGCAGACGGGUGGGGCGAGAGCUCGCGUCACAUGACGCAGUACUGGACCCGGCUUCCCAAGAGACCUCCGGGCGCGGCCAUGUUGGGGGCGGAACUUCCUGUCAUCGUCUCGAUGACUUCCGCCUGUCCCUUGCCCUGUUUCCCUUGGUAACCGGCAGCUGCGCCCCGCCCCCACCGCCUGUGCUAGGGAGAUGGCGGCGCAACCUCCAAGGUUCUGAGAGGACGCAGGAACCCAGCCAUGGUGAACGAGGGCAGCAGCAGUGGUAGCGAGAGCUCCAAGGACAGUUCGAGAUGUUCCACCCCCAGCCUGGACCCAGAGCGGCACGAGAGACUCCGGGAGAAGAUGAGGCGCAGAAUGGACUCUGGUGACAAGUGGUUCUCCCUGGAGUUCUUCCCUCCUCGGACUGCUGGGGGAGCUGUUAACCUCAUCUCAAGGUUUGACCGGAUGGCAGCAGGGGGCCCCCUCUUCGUGGAUGUUACCUGGCACCCAGCUGGAGACCCUGGCUCAGACAAGGAGACCUCCUCCAUGAUGAUUGCCAGCACAGCAGUAAACUACUGUGGCUUGGAAACCAUCCUGCACAUGACCUGCUGCCAGCAGCGCCAGGAGGAGAUUACAGGCCAUCUGCACAGAGCCAAGCAGCUUGGCCUGAAGAACAUAAUGGCACUGAGGGGAGACCCUGUAGGUGACCACUGGGAAGCAGAGGAAGGAAGCUUCAACUGUGCCACAGACCUGGUGAAGCACAUCCGGAGCGAGUUUGGCGACUACUUUGACAUAUGUGUGGCCGGUUACCCCAAAGGCCACCCUGAGGCAGAGAGCUUUGAGGAUGACCUGAAGCACUUGAAGGAGAAGGUGUCUGCAGGCGCUGACUUCAUCAUCUCCCAGCUCUUCUUUGAGGCUAGCACCUUCUUCCAUUUUGUGAAGGCCUGCACAGAAAUAGGCAUCUCCUGCCCCAUCCUGCCUGGGAUCUUUCCUAUACAGGCCUACUCCUCCCUUCGGCAGCUUGUAAAACUGUCCAAGCUGGAGGUACCACAGAAGAUCAAGGAUGUCAUCGAGCCAAUCAAAGACAAUGAUGCUGCCAUCCGCAACUAUGGCAUUGAGCUGGCUGUGAGCUUGUGCCGGGAGCUGCUGGACAGUGGCUUGGUGCCGGGCCUCCACUUCUACACCCUCAACCGUGAGGUGGCCACCAUGGAGGUGCUAAAGCAACUGGGCAUGUGGACUGAGGACCCCAGGCGUCCCCUGCCCUGGGCUGUCAGUGCGCAUCCCAAGCGCCGGGAGGAAUAUGUGCGUCCCAUCUUCUGGGCCUCCAGACCAAAAAGUUAUAUCUACCGCACACAGGACUGGGAUGAGUUUCCCAACGGCCGCUGGGGUAAUUCUUCCUCACCAGCCUUUGGGGAGCUGAAGGACUACUACCUCUUCUACCUGAAAAGCAAGUCCCCCAGGGAGGAGCUGCUGAAGAUGUGGGGUGAGGAGCUCACCAGCGAAGAGAGUGUCUUUGAAGUCUUUGAACAUUACCUCUCUGGAGAGCCAAACCAGCAUGGCCACACAGUGACCUGCCUUCCCUGGAACGAUGAUCCCCUGGCAGCAGAAACCAGCCUGAUGAAGGAAGAGCUGCUCCGAGUGAACAGGCUGGGCAUCCUCACCAUCAACUCACAGCCCAACAUCAAUGGGAAGCCGUCCUCAGACCCUGUUGUGGGCUGGGGCCCUAGUGGGGGCUACGUCUUCCAGAAGGCCUACUUAGAGUUCUUCACCUCCCCUGAGACAGUGGAGGCACUUCUGCAAGUGCUCAAGAAGUACGAGCUCCGAGUCAACUACCACAUUGUGGAUGUGCAGGGGAAGAACAUCACGAAUGCCCCUGAGCUGCAGCCCAAUGCUGUCACCUGGGGCAUCUUCCCUGGUCGAGAGAUUAUCCAGCCUACUGUGGUGGAUCCCAUCAGCUUCAUGUUCUGGAAGGAUGAAGCCUUUGCCCUGUGGAUCGAGCAGUGGGGUAAACUGUAUGAGGAGGAAUCCCCAUCCCGCAUGAUCAUCCAGUACAUCCAUGACAACUACUUCCUGGUCAACCUGGUGGACAACGAGUUCCCGCUGGACAGCUGCCUGUGGCAGGUGGUAGAAGACACAUUUGAACUGCUCAGCAGGCACACCACGAAGAGAGACGCUCAGGCCCCAUGAGCCCGCAUCCGGGCAUCGGCCUCUCCUGGAGCCCCCCAUCUCUCCACACAUGAUAAUGACAGCUAGACUGUCAGAAAGCAUCCGGCUCUGGCUGGACCUGAGAUGCCCCAUUUAGGAGGCUCGUGCUCUCCGCUCAAGGUCAUGAGAUGAGACUGACCUGAGCAGGGCCCAGCUAUGCCCAUGGCCGUGUCUAGCCCACUCCUGGGCUCCUGAGUGGGCACUCUUGCCAGCUGCCAUCUUCUCUGUUGAGCCUAGCCAACAAGCUGUCCUGGCACUCCUCCCCA